Mizuhopecten yessoensis (Yesso scallop) is the source of this 3244-nucleotide messenger RNA. RefSeq lists its product as uncharacterized. The annotation marks the transcript as partial. The transcript has 6 exons. The record is from RefSeq and is a predicted model, not a curated record. NCBI's taxonomy places the organism in Eukaryota, Metazoa, Mollusca, Bivalvia, Pectinida, Pectinidae.
UUUCCAAAUGUAUGUGUGUUUCAUAGUCAAGCAAGACAAUCGGGAGCGGACAACCAUGUACAGACUAACAGCACCUCCAGAACACUAGAUACACUUGCCUGUGUAGCGGCUGAAAAACAACGACGCCCCUUCAGCACAUUUACCAAUAUUAGAACUCUUGGACACGUUAUACUGGAUGUCAGACCGUCCACAGUGAAAGGUCGAACUAUAAUACGCCCUUCAACAAGUUUCUCUGUAAAUGGUCGAAGUUUUGCCAGGUCUAAGAGUGAAAAACCGAUCGUCACUGCUCGUCUGAAACGUCAAGUUCUAGGUUAUAUCUGCGAAUAUCCCAUGACACCUGAUGUGUCCUUCUCCCCAGACAAUAUGGACAACAAAAGUGAUAUAAGCUUAAGCAGACUAUCAACAACCUGCCUUGGAGCAGAAAUGAAAGUUCGGUUGAACGAAACAUUAGAACCGUCCUGCACAUUUCAUCUGUUCCCGUCGGAAUCUGUUUUGGAAGGACCGCCUAUUAUACUGAAAACUGCCAAACCUAUUCUUUGGAACCCUUCGACUUCCUCGCCUGUGCACCGAAAGGACAGUCGGCGAGAAACAAUGGUUUCAUCUCCGUUCAGAGGUUAUGUCAAAGUGAUAGAUCCAAACGUCGACUACAAGCCAAAGAUGAAACUGAUUUUAAAUAAAGAAGACGCGGGCAAGGUAGAUUUUCCCGUUAUCAAAUCGAAGAACGGUAUGCUUGUCGCAGCAGAUAUAAAUCUUAGUGAUCAAGCAAAAUUUAAGGAAGAGUCAAUGCAACAAAAGAGUCACGAAGGUACAGUUCUUCCGGAAAAAAAAUCAUCAAGCGCCUCUUACGAGAAGACAAGUAAAUUGUUCUGUACAAAAAAUUUAAGAAGUAGAUUUGCUGGAUACAUCAAAGGAAAGAAAACACGUGCAAGUGCCUUGCGCAAAUCUGAAAACGCGGCCAAUAACAGAAAUGCCUAUUCUGCCAGAGUGGUACGGUCAGAUCGGAGCGAUCUGCCUAAUAGCCUUCGUGGGGAGUCUGUUAGUCCUGGAUUGAAUUACUGGACAGAGGAACCGGAAGAAUAUACAAACGAGACAAAGCCUGGAAAUGCUGUAAGCAUUUCCACAAUCGAGAGCUCUGAAAGUAUGAAGCGGGUUGCUGAGUAUAUUCUGAGGGAAAACAACAGCGUGGGAAUCAACGCAACAUCUCAAGAGGUCAACUCCGAUUCCCUUACACCUAGAGAUGGGAUGUGGUUUGAUUCUGCAGGACGAGCUUAUGUGAGCCUUGCCGCUCGCUACGAUCCUCUCAAGAAAUGAUCAUUUAUUGUAUUGAAUCAUCAAGGUCGAGCCUGAUUUUCCUCCUGAUGCCGCGGGUCUCACCUGGUGUGAGAGACUAGAACUACUACGAGCAGUCAACAAAAAACCAGAAAAAGUAAAACCGAAACCUCCCAGAAUACGAUUCUUCAAGGAUCCUCCCAAAGAAGACCAAGAAUGUUCUGCUCCUCUCAUCGCCCAAUCUACUCGCGCUCAUCUUUACGAACAACGGCGAAUGAAACAUCUACUGGAACAGGCUAAAGUCAAAGGCACAGAUCAGUUCGUAUGGUUGACAGACAGCGUCAGGUUUCGUGGAGUAUCCUCAGACAAUUCUAAUUCUUCUGACGACGACUCGGAUGAAAUAUGUAGUGGGUCUUCAGGGUCGCGAUGCACGUCCACAAAGCCAUACGGUCCUGGUAUGGACGUGCAUAAUGCCGAGAAUGCUUUGCUGCAGCGGUACAAUAUGCCGUCAGUGAAGGGAGGCGGAUGGAAAAUGACCCCAUACCCUAUUACCAUACGUUCUCGAACUACCUUGUUUCAGAACUGAACAUGCGUAUGUGAUAUGUGUACAAAAUUGUGAUUUGCAUGUACUAAUGUUUAUUCGUCUUUACAACACUUUCUAAUUGUUACUCGUCUAUUAAUCCAUAUUUAUAGCAUGAAUACAAAUUUUAAUGAUUAAAAACAAGGACGUUCAAUUCGGUCGUUUUUUAUACACGUUUGUUGAAUGUUUUAAUGGGCUAUUGCUCUAUCUUAUUUGCCAAAUAUACUUUUCAAUUAUCUUUACCAAAUUAGCUGUUUGUUGUUUGCGCGAAAGUGUCAAAACAGUCCAAAUAGCGCUUUCUAAGUUUAGUCUGAGUGUAGUAAGAAAUUAUUUACAAUCAUGAGUAAGAAUACUUUAAUGGUAUUUUGUUUUAAUUUGUAUAAAGCUCAUGAAAUUCUUGAUAUCAUUAAUUCUCACAACAAACUAGGUGCUAUUGAUUUUCUACUUCACCUGUUGUCAAAAGAGUAAGCGUCUGGAAUGCAUUGACAUGCUACUGUAGACAGUUUUGUUGUGAUCUAUUCAUAUUUAAUCAAUUGCAUAUUGUCUGCUUCAGUAAUAAUAAUUUUUGUGUAUUGAUAAAAGGUAUCACACACCAUUGAAAAAUCAAGGCCUGAUAUCAAUAUUUGUUUUAAAAAUGUAAUCUCAUUUGACAUCCGUGCCAAAAUUCCAUGCUGUCAUUAUGAUGUCAAGUAUAAUUUUUGUUGCAUAACAAAAACUAAACAUAAGUAAAUGUCUAUAAGACUUCACAAUGUUUAUGUUAAAAUAACCUUUUGUUAAUAUUUGUAUUUUCGUAUCAUCAUAGAGGACAGCGAAUAUGUUUAAAAACAACUCUGUGCUCCUUGAAGCAAUUAAUCAUGAGUAUAAUAAAUGCAGAAAAAAUAACUAAACAAAACAAUAGAUAGAGAAUCCACAAAUACAACUACAUGAAACACAUUUCUCUAUUUACUCAAACCCAACGCGUGUAUGAUGCUACGGAAAUUACAGAAAGAUUGGAGAAGGCCCAUGUCCUUAAUUGUCCGUGUCUCGUUACAUCUGGUCGACCUCUAGGUUGAGUUAUAUAAUUUAGUCAUAUAACAGCUAAUCAAUGCAAGUUUUUUACAGUGUCUACCAUGCUAUAAUUGUAAACUUUUCGUGCGUCAAAUGCGCAGUAUGAGUAGUGUGUCCUAUAUGCCUAAUACACAAUAUAAGUUGCCACUGUGUGCAUAUCCAGUGAUCUCCUGUUUUAAGUUUUGGUGAUACAAACUGUUGAAAAAAAUGUUUGGCGAAUGAGCAUUUGAACAAAGCUUGAGAUUGAAAUGAGGUCGAAAAGAGUUAACUGUUUGUAAGAAAACUUAAUGGAAACGAUGUUAUUGAAUGUCUUUUUUGAUACGCCCGUCGAAGACGGGGACGUAUUAU